GAAUGCAUUCUCCAUCCUUCUGAGAUCCCUGUCCUUGAGAGGUCUUCUCCCAACCUGCCUCCUGGAACUGUGACUGCAGAGAGACCCAACAUGGUGUUCCUGGGACCCCUGGCUGCCACCUUGUUGCCACCCAGCCUCACACUUCUGGUUCUCCACCUCACCAGCUCACAGGAUGUCGACAGUGAGCAGCAGCUGUGCACCCUGAGGGAACACCCCACCGUGGCCUUUGCAGACCUGAAGCCGUGGGUCUCUAACUUCACCUAUCCUGGAGCCCGAGAUUUCUCCCAGCUUGCUCUUGAUCCCUCCAGGAACCAGCUCAUCGUGGGAGCCAGGAACUACCUCUUCAGACUCAGCCUGGCCAAUGUCUCCCUACUUCAGGCCACAGAGUGGUCCUCCAACGAGGACACGCGCCGCUCCUGCCAAAGCAAAGGGAAGACCGAGGAGGAGUGUCAGAACUACGUGAGAGUCCUGAUUGUCGCCGGCCGGAAGGUGUUCCUGUGUGGGACCAAUGCCUUCUCCCCAGUGUGUUCAAGCAGACAGGUGGGGAACCUCAGCCGGACUAUGGAGAAGAUCAACGGCGUGGCCCGCUGCCCGUACGACCCACGCCACAACUCCACGGCUGUCAUCUCCUCCCAGGGGGAGCUCUACGCGGCCACCGUCAUCGACUUCUCAGGGCGGGACCCCGCCAUCUACCGCAGCCUGGGCCGUGGGCCGCCACUGCGCACUGCUCAGUAUAACUCCAAGUGGCUCAAUGAACCAAACUUCGUGGCAGCGUAUGACAUUGGGCUGUUUGCCUACUUCUUCCUGCGGGAGAACGCGGUGGAGCAUGACUGUGGGCGCACUGUGUAUUCUCGGGUGGCCCGCGUGUGCAAGAACGACGUGGGAGGCCGUUUCCUGCUGGAGGACACGUGGACCACGUUCAUGAAAGCCCGGCUCAACUGCUCGCGCCCGGGCGAGGUCCCCUUCUACUACAACGAGCUGCAGAGUGCCUUCCACCUGCCCGAGCAGGACCUCAUCUACGGGGUCUUCACCACCAACGUAAAUAGCAUCGCAGCUUCUGCUGUCUGCGCCUUCAACCUCAGUGCCAUCUCCCGGGCUUUCAAUGGCCCGUUUCGCUACCAGGAGAACCCCAGGGCUGCCUGGCUCCCCAUCGCCAACCCCACCCCCAAUUUCCAGUGCGGCACUCUGCCUGAGGUGGGCCCCAAUGAGAACCUGACGGAGCGCAGCCUGCAAGAUGCUCAACGCUUGUUCCUGAUGAGUGAGGCCGUGCAGCCGGUGACCCCCGAGCCCUGUGUCACCCAGGACAGCGUGCGCUUCUCACACCUCGUGGUGGACCUGGUGCAGGCCAAGGACACGCUCUACCACGUGCUGUAUAUUGGUACCGGACAUGUGGAUGCUGCAGGUGAUCCUGGAGUGUUCCUGGAUGUUCCUGUCCCUGUGCUUGUGUUUGAAGGCCGGGCCCACGUGCACCAGGCAUGUCUGGGAGCACGGGACCCGUACUGCGGCUGGGACGGGAAGCAGCAGCGUUGCAGCACGCUUGAGGAGAGCUCCAACAUGAGCCUCUGGACUCAGAACAUCACAGCAUGCCCUGUGCGGAAUGUGACUCGGGAUGGGGGCUUUGGUCCAUGGUCACCAUGGCAGCCAUGUGAGCACUUAGAUGGGGACAACUCAGGUUCUUGCCUAUGUCGGGCCCGAGCCUGUGACUCCCCCCAACCCCGUUGUGGGGGCCAAGACUGUCUGGGACCAGCCAUCCACAUCGCCAACUGUUCCAGGAACGGCGCGUGGACUCCGUGGUCACCGUGGGCCCUGUGCAGCACUUCCUGUGGGAUCGGGUUCCAAGUCCGCCAGCGAAGCUGCAGCAACCCGGCCCCCCGCCAUGGAGGCCGCAUCUGCGUGGGCAAGAGCCGCGAGGAGCGGUUCUGUAAUGAAAAUACGCCUUGCCCGGUGCCCAUCUUCUGGGCCUCUUGGGGUUCGUGGAGCAAGUGCAGCAGCAACUGUGGGGGCGGUGUGCAGUCGCGGCGUCGGACCUGCGAGAACGGCAACUCCUGCCCAGGCUGCGGUGUGGAGUUCAAGACCUGCAAUCCCGACGGCUGCCCAGAAGUGCGGCGCAACACGCCCUGGACACCGUGGCUGCCAGUCAACGUGACUCGGGGCGGGGCGCGCCAGGAGCAGCGCUUCCGCUUCACGUGCCGCGCGCCCCUGUCGGAUCCCCACGGCCUACAGUUUGGCAAGAGGAGGACUGAGACCAGAACCUGUCCAGCAGAUGGCUCCGGGGACUGCGACACCGACGCCCUAGUGGAGGAUCUUCUGCGCAGCGGGAGCAACUCCCCACACACCCUGAGCGGGGGCUGGGCCACGUGGAGCCCGUGGUCGUCCUGCUCCCGGGACUGCGAGCUGGGCUUCCGCAUCCGCAAGAGAACGUGCACGAGCCCAGAGCCCCGCAAUGGGGGCCUGCCCUGCGUGGGCGAUGCCACCGAGUACCAGGACUGCAAUCCCCAGGCUUGUCCAGUGCGGGGCGCCUGGUCCUGCUGGACCCCAUGGUCCCCUUGCUCAGCCUCUUGCGGUGGCGGCCACUAUCAACGCACACGUUCCUGCACCAACCCAGUGCCCUCCCCAGGCGAGGACAUCUGUCUUGGGUUGCACACGGAAGAGGCUCUGUGUGCCACGGAGGCCUGCCCAGAAGGCUGGUCACCGUGGUCUGAGUGGAGUUCAUGCACCGAGGACGGAGCCCAGAGCCGCAGCCGGCACUGUGAGGAGCUGGUCCCGGGCCCCAGCGCCUGCGCUGGAAACAGCAGCCAAAGUCGGCCCUGUCUCUACAGCGAGAUUCCCGUGAUCCUGUCAGCGUCCAGUGUGGAGGAAGCCACUGGCUGUGGAGGGUUCAGUCUCUUCCACCUGGUGGCCACAGGCGUCUCUUGCUUCCUGGGCUCUGGGCUCCUGACCUUGGCCGUGUACCUGUCCUGCCAACACUGCCAGCGCCAGUCCCAAGAGUCCACACUUGUCCAUCCUGCCACGCCCAACCACCUGCACUACAAGGGUGGGGGCACCCCCAAGAAUGAAAAGUACACGCCCAUGGAGUUCAAGACCCUGAACAAGAAUAACCUGAUUCCCGAUGACAGAGCCAACUUCUACCCACUGCAGCAGACCAACGUCUACACGACCACCUACUACCCCAGCCCACUGAAUAAACACAGCUUCCGGCCCGAGGCCUCACCUGGACAACGGUGCUUCCCCAACAGCUGAUACCACUGUUCUGGGGACUUGGGUGCCUUGCCUUCCUAAGGCACAAAGCAGGUGGAGAUGGGACAGUGGACUCAGUUGGGUUUUCUCCUCUGCACUAGGCCAAGAAUUUGCUGCCUUGCCUUGUGGGGGUCCCAUUCGGCUUUAAAGAGCUCUGGCUGGCGGUGACCAUGAGGGAGAGGGCUGGCUUCAGGCUGGCAUUUGGCUGCCCAUUCCAGCUCAGCCCAGGUCUCUCAUGGCCUCCUCAACCCACCAUCAUGCUGACCUCCCCUGCCAUGUCUGGGCUGCGGACCUGCUGGGCCUGUGAGGAAGUGGACGGUGGAGAUGGCAGAGGGCAGGUUCUUAGAUUUGGGUUGGAAACAACAGCUCACGUGGCCCUCAUGAACCAAGUCUACCCCGCUCUGGCUGACCCAGGAAAUGUCUGAGCUCUAGUCUGAUGAUCUCCAAAAGGAACUAAUCCAGUGGUCCCAGUAGUUCGGGAUUCUCUGCCCAGGCCUGGACCAUGGUGCUGCCCUGGUGGAACAUGGGGACCGAGGCUGGUCUGGGCUGUCCACCUCUGCCUGUCUGUCUGUACUUUGCCUAGAGACAUCCUUCUGCCCAGAGGCAGUGUGGCCUGAGGGCUGGACACUGAUGUUUGCUAAGAAGCCCUUUCAUCUGGGCUCGCGCAGGCCGCAGCCUUGCCUCGGAGUGCACGGAAGGUGGUCCAGGAGAAAGGGUGGCGGGACGCUCGCCUCUGUGCCAUCAUGGAGACUGUCUGCCGGUUGCUGCUCGGCAGAGCCGCUGGCAGAGCCUGCUUGGCCCCUCAUCUGUUCAGGAAUACACACGCACACACACAAUCACAGUCUGCUACAGCAACAAAAGGUUGUUAGGCUGUGGCAUUAUUAAUUAAAGAUGAU
Messenger RNA from Condylura cristata (star-nosed mole), 4133 nucleotides. It is a transcript of the gene SEMA5B, whose product is annotated as sema domain, seven thrombospondin repeats (type 1 and type 1-like), transmembrane domain (TM) and short cytoplasmic domain, (semaphorin) 5B. The record is from RefSeq and is a predicted model, not a curated record. Gene Ontology annotation, molecular function: semaphorin receptor binding; chemorepellent activity. The coding region runs from base 91 to 3240 and encodes 1049 amino acids. Gene Ontology annotation, biological process: negative regulation of axon extension involved in axon guidance; axon extension; positive regulation of cell migration. Lineage: Eukaryota; Metazoa; Chordata; Mammalia; Eulipotyphla; Talpidae. The transcript is spliced from 22 exons.